Exophiala dermatitidis NIH/UT8656 is the source of this 339-nucleotide messenger RNA. RefSeq names its product cytochrome c. NCBI's taxonomy places the organism in Eukaryota, Fungi, Ascomycota, Eurotiomycetes, Chaetothyriales, Herpotrichiellaceae. The coding region runs from base 1 to 339 and encodes 112 amino acids. Gene Ontology annotation, biological process: mitochondrial electron transport, ubiquinol to cytochrome c; mitochondrial electron transport, cytochrome c to oxygen. Gene Ontology annotation, cellular component: mitochondrial intermembrane space. Gene Ontology annotation, molecular function: heme binding; electron transfer activity. The record is from RefSeq and is a predicted model, not a curated record. The transcript is spliced from 4 exons.
AUGGGCAAGGACGACGGAUUCAAGGAAGGUGACGCGAAGAAGGGUGCCAACCUCUUCAAGACGAGAUGCGCUCAGUGCCACACUGUCGUCGAGUCGGAAGGCAACAAGAUCGGCCCUAACCUGCACGGUCUCUUCGGCCGCAAGACUGGUUCCGUCGAGGGCUACUCCUACACAGAUGCCAACAAGCAAAAGGGCAUCACGUGGGACGAGAACUCUCUGUUCGAAUACCUCGAGAACCCCAAGAAAUACAUUCCUGGCACCAAGAUGGCCUUCGGUGGUCUGAAGAAGGCCAAGGACAGGAACGACCUGAUCACCUGGCUGCGUGACAACACGAAGUAA